Messenger RNA from Rhopilema esculentum, 775 nucleotides. RefSeq names its product prefoldin subunit 5. Lineage: Eukaryota; Metazoa; Cnidaria; Scyphozoa; Rhizostomeae; Rhizostomatidae. Gene Ontology annotation, cellular component: prefoldin complex; cytoplasm. The record is from RefSeq and is a predicted model, not a curated record. Gene Ontology annotation, biological process: RNA polymerase II core complex assembly; protein folding; RNA polymerase III assembly.
UGUCUGAACGAGGCCAUUUCAAAAGGUAUUUUGUAAGUGCCAGGCCUACCUAGAAGAUGGCGGACGUCAAAGGGAGCUCCGGUAAUAAAACGAGUGGGGUUGCCUUAUCCCAGCUUCCUUUGCAGCAGUUAGAAUAUUUAAGAGGGCAAAUAGAAGAAGAAGUCAAGAUGCUCACUGAAUCAGUUUCAAGACUAAAAGGAGCACAGCAAAAAUUUUAUGAUUCCAUGGACAAUGUUGGUAAACUGAGAGUCAAUAAAGAAGGCAGUGAAAUUUUGAUUCCCAUGACAAGCUCAAUGUAUGUACCAGGAAAGACUGAAAAUCUAAAGAAUGUUGUUGUUGAGAUUGGAACUGGUUACUAUGCAGAAAAGACACUUCAAGAGGCAGAUGAUUAUUUCAAACGAAAGAUUGAUUUUAUCACGAAACAGGUUGAAAAAAUACAACCAAUUCAUGCAGAAAAGCAGGCGUUCAUGCAAGCAAUCACUGAGACGAUGAACGCAAAGAUCCAGCAACAGCUGAGUACUUCGAAGCUCACAGAGCAGACAGCAAGUAUGAAGACCUGAAAUCUCUGCCGCACCUUAGCAUAAUGAGGUCCUGCCAUCAGUCAUUUCCUACAAACAAAAACUUGCGAAUACAAAGUCUGUCUUAAACAUAUUGUUAAUUCGUUUUUUCAAUGGAUGAUCUAUUUUGAGGCCAGUAUUUAAACCAGAUUUAAAGGAAACCAACUAAUAUCCAUAUUUUGCAUAUUAAUUGACUGAAUAUAAAGGUGUAGGUUUGA